AUGCCACCUCGUCGCCGAGAUUCGAAAAUGGCAGCAGAGACGCCAUACCCUGUCGUUAAAGAGGACCCCGCCUCGCUGUCCCCACCCCAACAACAACUACUGACUCCACCUUCAUCAACUGUCAAAGUUAAACGUGAAGUUCUGUCCCCGCAGGAGGAGGUAGAAGCCUCUCCUACAGCAGCGAAUAGAUCGAAACGCAAACGCCCGGCCACGCCCGAAGAGAGUGACUUUGAGCCUCUCACACCCGACAAAGCAAGCAAGAAGUCCAAAUACCCCGUCACGCCAGUCAAGAAAUCACGCAAGAAGAAGACGAAGACCCCAGCCGAACUUGCAGCUGCUGCAGAAAAGGCCAGACUGAAAGCCGCGAAUGAGGAGCGGAUAAGGAAAGACAAGCAGGGGAAGACAGAUUGGAAAGAGUGGCUUGCCAAUAACAAAAAUGACGACGACAAGAACUCGCUCGAUGCUAUUGGGAUCCAGUGUCUUACCAAGACUAUGUGCGAGAAACAACUCGGCUUGAAAAAAGAUGACCUGAAGGCUCUGCCGUUCGAGGAGAGACUAAAUCCUAAUGGUGCCUCUUACGCGGCAAUGCGACUAUACAGCUACUCCGAUGCGCUCCGUCUUGCUUGUAGGAAGGAGGCAAUUCUGGCAGGUUAUUCUCAGGACAACGAGGAAACCUUGAUAAAAAUUGGGCGAGAACUGCUGCAAGAAAAGAAAGGAAAUAUCCCACCGCAUUACGCGAUAAUGAGGAUGGCUAGGACACGUAAACAGCGCGGGGGAGGGCCAGACUCAACCUCAGACUCAGAGGUCGUUUCCAACCCUGGCGAGAACAACAUACCAUCUAUUGAAUAUCUCAUGACACAUCCUGAGUCAGAGUGGGGAUGUGGUCCGAAAGAAUACAAGGGAAAGUAG
Messenger RNA from Alternaria triticimaculans, 909 nucleotides. RefSeq lists its product as uncharacterized. Bases 1 to 909 code for a protein of 302 amino acids. NCBI's taxonomy places the organism in Eukaryota, Fungi, Ascomycota, Dothideomycetes, Pleosporales, Pleosporaceae. The transcript is spliced from 2 exons. The record is from RefSeq and is a predicted model, not a curated record.